Molecule: messenger RNA, 1003 nt
Organism: Hipposideros armiger (great roundleaf bat)
Lineage: Eukaryota; Metazoa; Chordata; Mammalia; Chiroptera; Hipposideridae
Gene: MRPL47
Product: mitochondrial ribosomal protein L47
Exons: 7
Coding region: 477-899 (140 amino acids)
Biological process (GO): mitochondrial translation
Cellular component (GO): mitochondrial ribosome; mitochondrial large ribosomal subunit
Molecular function (GO): structural constituent of ribosome
Source: RefSeq, a predicted model, not a curated record
UUUGUCUACCUCGCCAACUUGGGAUCUUGUUUGGUUGCUGAGAUGCUGAGAACAGCCCAGGGAUAGAAAGGCCGCCGGGUUGACUGAACCCGAAACCACUCUGCGAGGAAUGAGUGACCUUGGAGAAGUCGCCCACCUCCGACAUUUCCAUUCCUUCCUCAAACAUUUUGUUGCCACAUACUGUGGAUUAGGCAGUACAUGGGGUCUGUAAACCUAGAGGUACAGAAGCAUCCUGUUUGGCUGGGUUUUCUCUUAAUCUGUUGCUUAAGAAUACACCAAAUAUCACAUCUUUACACCAGUGUAGAUUAUUUCAUACCACGUUGUCAAGGAAAGGACUAGAAGAAUUUUUUGAUGACCCAAAGAAUUGGGGGCAAGAAAAAGUGAAAUCUGGAGCUUCAUGGACCUGUCAGCAAUUAAGGAACAAAAGUAAUGAAGAUUUACAUAAACUUUGGUAUGUCCUCCUGAAAGAAAGGAACAUGCUGCUAACUCUAGAGCAGGAAGCCAAGCGGCAGAUAUUGCCAAUGCCAAGCCCCGAGCGGUUAGAAAAGGUAGUAGAAUCUAUGGAUGCAUUAGAUAAAGUUGUCCAGGAAAGGGAAGAUGCCCUAAGACUCCUUCAGACCGGUCAAGAAAAAGCUAGACCUGGUGCUUGGAGAAGAGACAUCUUUGGAAGAGUCAUCUGGCACAAGUUCAAGCAGUGGCCUAUACCUUGGUACCUAAAUAAAAAAUACAAUAGAAAACGGUUCUUUGCAAUGCCCUAUGUGGAACGUUUUGACAGACUGAAACGUGAGAAACAAGCCCGCAUCCAAGCAAGGAAGAAAAGUUUAGAGAAAAAGAAAGAAAAACUUCUUCGGGAAAAGUUUCCACAUCUUUCUGAAGCCCAGAAGUCAAGUCUUAUUUAAGAUGUCUGAACUCUUAAUUUACCAAUUUUUUCUUGGAUAACAGUCUGUAUAUGAAAGUAACUAUUUGUUAAGUUGUUAAUAAAGAAAUUGUGUUUCUAAACAUC